Molecule: messenger RNA, 2127 nt
Organism: Prorocentrum cordatum
Lineage: Eukaryota; Dinophyceae; Prorocentrales; Prorocentraceae
Source: the annotation of a GenBank genome assembly
AUGGUGCCAGAUGACCAGAUGCAUACGUACCAACAAGAAGGUAUGGACGAGUACGUCCUGAAGGUCGACGGCGAGGAGGACGCCCGGGGAUUCCGGGGGGCCCCAGACGCCCCGGAGUGCCAGCUCAUCCUGGGCACCCCGAGCGCCCCCAGGGACGAGGGCUUCAACGAGCUCCUGCCGCUCCUCGACCAGCUGCGCGGCUGCGGCCUGGAGGUGCUGCCGCUGGAGGAGCAGCCGGACGAGGUCCUCUUCGACGGCGACUUCGACCGGAUCAUCUGGAAGGAACGCCAGUGGAUCAAGCAUCUGGACAAAAUGGAGUGGGUCUCCUACCAGUUGCACGUGGACACCGAGGAUGCCAUGGUGAAGAGAGUGACAUCGAAGGCGCCCAGGGCGGAUGAGACCGUGAUCAUGACGGAGCCGGAGGCAGCGCCCGAACCGUUCGGCACAGCGACUGCAUACGCCAUCGGCGACACUGUGGAGUAUUGGUCUAAGACCACGAACUCGUGGUUAGGUGCGAGGGUCAUGGACAUCAGAGGCCAGCCUUUCCACAGCGAGGAGCACGGCAUGAACGUCUUCACGUACGACCUUUUCGUCAAGGCCGCCGGACAGCGCGUGCCCAACGCGGACAUGAAGGACCUGCGCUUGCCGUUCAGCGUGAGUGAGAAGGUGAGCGUGUUCUCCAAGAAGCACGGGGACUGGUACCCGGCCACCAUACAUGCGGCGCCGAAGGAGGCGCCGCAGGACCCGAGGCUCGGGUACGACAUCGUGCUGGAGCCCAGCGAGCUCAAGACGGACAUGCUGGAGCACGCCAGGCAGCUCAAGGCCCAGAAGGAGCUCCAGGGGAACCAGUACGAGGGGAGGCCAGGCCGCGGAAGCCGCAGGUUGAGGAACAGCGGCGAUCAGGACGUCGCUGGCAGCGCGGAGCUCGACUCGGUGCCGCCGGUGGCCCCGCUCGGCGGCGCCGCCGAGCGGGCGAGCAGCAGGCCGCCGCAGGUCCCGCCGCUGCCCCUCGGACAGGAGGACGGCAACGGCAGCCUCGGCAUCAGCCCCGAGGACGGCCCGAUGCCGGAGGAGGACCUGCCCGUGCUCAAGAACAUGCCCGGCAAGCGCUUGCGGAGGCGCUUCGACGGCGGCAUGCCCGUGCAGGUGUACCUGGGAGCGGAGCAGGGCUUCCUCACGGGCACGGUCGUGGGGUCCGCGGGCGGGCCAGAGCCCAGGCAGAGGGGAGGUCGGGCCCACGGCGCCUUCUUCGAGACGGCGCCCGCCUUGGUGGUGCGGGGCAGCCGUCUCCCCAGCAUUGACCACGAGGUAAUGAGCUUCUGGUUCCUGGUGAGCUUCGGGGUUCACGGCGUAGUGGAGAGCCGCGGGGACUACCGUCACUGCGCACGCGAACUGGAGCUGAUGUUGGAUCGGGUCGGCUUCAGCAGUCUCGACGUGCAUGGCGUAGUGGAGAGUCGAGGGCACUACCAUCAAAGCGCACGUGCUCUCGAACUGCAGCAAGACCAGUACCACGCCAAACUCGAGGUCGGCAGCGACGGCAGAGCGUUGGAUCGCAAAGUCUGGAGGAGGCUCCCGCGCGAGGGAGCCCUGCAGGCUCGAUGUCGCCACGUCGAGCUGGAGCUCGAUGGGGUGAACUGCGAGCAGCGGCUCAGGCGCUUCCUCGCCGGGCUGGCUGGCCUCGCUGGGAAGUGGAUCACCGACUUGGUCUGGCCCGCCGAGGAGCACGACGGGCGGAUGGCACAUUGCGUCGAGGAGGUGUCCGAUUUCCUCGCGACGGAGCCGGUUCGUCUGCAAUCGACGAUGGAAGUAAAGGCUUCGAUGGCACAGUUGACCCGCGGGCAGCUGGGGCCGCCGAAUACCACCGCUAAGCUAGUCACUGCCCGAGCCCAAGCUCACGUCACCGAGGCCAUCGCCAGGGCCGCGGCAAAAGUUCGCGGACGCCAAGAGAAGAGCGGACAACGCGUCACCUCGCUCAAGACUCGCGCCGAUCGAGCAGAACGCUCCAUCGCCGCGGCCGACGCUCGUCACCCCUACGUCGAUAUCAACGCGCUGGGCAACUGGGAUCGGCGACUGGCGCUGAAUGCGUCUUGGGCGCGCUCGCGGAUGCCCUCGCUCACUGGCAUCUAG